Molecule: messenger RNA, 1017 nt
Organism: Xyrauchen texanus (razorback sucker)
Lineage: Eukaryota; Metazoa; Chordata; Actinopteri; Cypriniformes; Catostomidae
Product: paraneoplastic antigen Ma2 homolog
Exons: 1
Coding region: 1-1017 (338 amino acids)
Source: RefSeq, a predicted model, not a curated record
AUGGAAAAAACUGAACUAGUGUCAGAAUUAAAACGCUGGUGCCGUGGUGAGGGUUUGGAUGAGACGCAUGCACUUAUGACCAUCGUCCCAGAAGAUGUGGAAAUCAGUGAAGUGGAAGAAACACUGGAAACUAUUAAGUCUUUAGGACGGGUGCGUGUCCGUGGGAGAAACUUCAGUGCAAGACUACACCGACGGAUGGUUUUGUGUGAGAGUAGAGAGACUGUGCAAGAGGAGAGUGUUCCUACUGAAGUUGUGCCUAUUGAUGGUGGAGAGGCAUGGCCUGUUAUCAUCCUAGGAGGGGCACAGGCAGCUGCUGAAGGGUUUAAUAGUAAACUAAAAGGGUUGUUGCAGGCUGAAGGAAAAACCAUGGAGGACCUCAAAUCAUUAUUCCCCAGUACACCCCCUCCCACUAGCUCCACUGAAUCCAUCCUUCGUGCUGUUGGAGAUUUGUUGGAAAAGACAGCCAAACCAGCUGAUGGUGGGAGUUAUGGUCGACUACGUAUGUUCUCGGGGGCCCUGCCAAUGCCACCAGGUGAGGAACCAUUUGAUCAUUGGCUAGAGCAAGCAUCACUUAUGGUGGAGGAGACUGAAUGCUCUGAUAGAGAAAAAAGACGCAGAAUUAUUGGAAGUUUAAAGGGGCCCGCACUAGAAAUUGUGAAAGCAGUGCGGCACGCCAAUCCUGAAGCCAGCCCAAAAGAGUGCUUGGAAGCCCUUGAAAGUGCUUUUGGAAGUGCUGAGUCCGGUGAUGAUCUCUACUUUGCUUUCCGAUUGAUGCAACAGCAAAAAGGAGAGAAACUGUCAGAUUUCCUUCGACGUCUUGAGAGGUCUCUAGCUAAGGUGAUUCAAAGAGGUGGUCUCCCUGCUAGCGGCAAGGAUCAAGCCCGACUGGAGCAACUGCUGAGGGGUGCUAUCAGCCUCAGACCUGAUGCUGAUCCAGCUGCGCUUGAGAGAAAGGAAGGCUGCACCCCAAACUUUCUACAGCUGUUGACUGAGAUUCGUGCUGAGGAAGAGUACUGA